AUGGAUCUCUUAGUUGUUCAGAAGGUUGCCCAAAAGCGGUAUAUAAGGCGUACCCGACCUCGACGGAUCUAUCAUAAAAUCGUUUAUUUACAACGGAAUGGUAUACAAAGUCAACAGAUCUCAAUGAAUAGAAUAGGAUUUAUGGCUACACAAACUGUUGAGAACAGUUCUAAAUCGGCCCCAAGACGAACUACCGUAGGGGGUUUAUUAAAACCAUUGAAUUCAGAAUAUGGUAAAGUAGCUCCGGGGUGGGGAACGACCCCUUUGAUGGGUGUCGCAAUGGCUCUAUUUGCGAUAUUUCUAUCUAUUAUUUUGGAGAUUUAUAAUUCUUCCGUUUUGUUGGAUGGAAUUUCAAUGAAUUAA
This is a messenger RNA of Striga asiatica, 363 nucleotides long. NCBI's taxonomy places the organism in Eukaryota, Viridiplantae, Streptophyta, Magnoliopsida, Lamiales, Orobanchaceae. The record is from the annotation of a GenBank genome assembly.